UCUGUUGGGUACACAUAGUUACAUGUAUUUUGUUUGCCAUUUUCAUGAUUUUCUUCCCGAUGCGAUUAUAGAAUACAAAUGUGAAGUCUGAAGAGUGAAUUUACUCGUCAUCGUAUUCGUAGCACGCUAUAGUACUCAAGCUAGUUUUCGCCAAACUAAGUGUGUUGCUGGUGAUAUGAUCUGUGUUUUUCAGGAACUUCUACAUCAAAAUGUCUGUUGAGGUGCCCCGCAACUUUCGCCUUCUGGAAGAGCUGGAAGAGGGCCAAAAAGGCGGUGAUGGCACAAUAAGCUGGGGACUGGUCACCGCCGAUGACAUGAAGAUGAUUAAAUGGAACGGCAUGAUUAUAGGGCCCCCUCGGACGACUUAUGAGGGCCGGAUUUAUAACUUGGAGAUGGAGUGUGGACCCGAGUACCCAAAGCAGCCGCCCCUCGUGCGCUUCACCACUAGGAUCAAACUUCAAGGAGUAAGCGAGAAUGGCUAUGUCGACAAGAGCCAGUUCCCCACUCUGACAAAGUGGAGUACAUCAUAUAACUUGAAGGCAGUGCUAACGGAUAUUCGGCGCACCAUGACAACCAAGGCAAACAUGAAAACAUCGCAGCCGCCCGAAGGAGCUCGAUAUUAAGUAAAUCACCAUUCUGUUGAAACCCCCACCACUUUAUCUGUCAUUAUUAGCCAGAAAAAAACGAAAACAAGCAAAACAAACAUGGAUAUACAUAUAGUAAAAUAUAUUACGCAGCCUUCUUUACAGCCUUUUAUUUGUGACUUGUUCUCCUGAAGUGGGGUGGACUUCGUAGAUGUACAGUGUAUGUUAGUGCACCCCAAGGAGUUAAAAAUGCGACAAUAUUUCUGUGAUUGAAGGAUAUUUUAGUCCGGAAUUUGCCCAACAGAAGGGAGUUUAUGAUUAGCAACACAGCAGCUCCAAAUGGCAGUGGUGGGGGUGGGGAGGGCUUGACGGGGAGGGAUGGAGGGAGAUUUUUGAAAAGCUGCCAGUUACUGGACAGUUUGUUGAUCUUGUACAGGGUGUCCCCCCCCCCCAAAUAAAUAAAAUUAAAACGAACCCUCAAAGCACCUUCUUUUUUCACAGCUUUAAAAAUAAAAUUACACAGAUAUCGAUACCUAUAAACAAGUAUAGUUCAUUAGCUUUUCAACUUGGAAAAAAUUUCCAAUUAGAAAAAUAUUUAGUGAGUUAUGGUUAAUUGAAAACAAGUACCGUUUUUUGUUUUGUCCACUGCGACUGAUAUUUGACUUGCGCAAUAAGAACAAGGGCCGAAACUUGCAUCCGUGAAAGAGGCUACCAAGUAGAGGGCAGAGCAGCACAGUAAACAUCCAAGAAGUUAACCUAACAAUCCUUUCAAGGACUAAAAUUUCUUCCAAAAGGAGAAAUGACCAGUGUCGCAAAAUAUGGGGGAACAAAAAAACAACAUAAAAAAAGAAACAUUGAAAAAUUUAAGAAAGCAAAUUUACCCUAACCCCAAAUCCAUUACAUUCCUAGUAAACGACAAUUAAGACCGUGGACAGAACGAAACAUCAGCACUUUUUUUUAAUUGGCCAUAACUCAAUACUCAAUAAAUAUAUACCAGAUUGGAAAGAUGUUUUCGUUGUUGAAAAGCUAAUGAACCACAGCAGACUGGGACCUUAAGUGCUCAAAAUGAUGCAAAAGAAGAUCUGGCCAACUUUACUCACUCUUUAGCCAGCAAAUUUCUCCAAAACUGUCAUUGGGCAAAGAAAAGUUUCUCAGUAUUUCACCAACCAAGUUUGCAUACUCAAAUCAAUUUUUAAAGGUUUUUUUUUCUUCGAUAUUUGGCAGUGGCUUGCACAAGAGAGGGAACUCUAGUGAUUUUAAAAUGAGGCUAAAGACUAGACUUCUACACGUCCAUCCAUGGUCCAACUGUUUGACAAGACGGACUUCUUCAUUCAUUAUCAUUAGUCUGGUGCCUGACUAAGGACAAAUGUGUAGAAUACAAAUAGUGACCUAGUACCCGACAUCCUAGAUAUUUCUUUUGGCACAGUCAGCUGACAGUUGAUUGAUGCAGUACAUGUACUGAAGAGUUGUUGGACUGGUUGUUUCAGGUGCCAGUCUAUUUUCUUCUAUUGCAUGUUUUCAAUACCUCAAGUUUUGGGACUCUCAUAAUACAGUAUUGAGAGUCCCAAAUUUCUGGACUAGAACUACAUCAUACAUGUACAUGUAUUCCCUCCCAAUAGGUAUCGAAAUUUGCGAUGUACAUUUUUAAAAGCUGUGAAAAAGAGGGUGCUUUGAGGAUUUAGUUUUUUUAGGGGGGGGGGGUCACCCUGCAUAUGCAACACCAUGGAGGAUAUGACACGAUGCAAACGAAGCUUUUGGUAGCUACAUGUUGGGAGGUAGUACUUUAAAACCAGAGACGCUAUAAAACCCAUGCUUGGGGCCAGACUUGUAACGCCCUUGGGUGCAGAGUCAAUUUGUUUUUCAGUAAACUGCUGCUAUGCUUGUUUUUGCAUUGUGAAUCUUUGCAAUAAAAACAAUUAUGAUAUACAUGUACAUGUACGUAUAAAUUUGAUAAAGACAAUAAUGCUCAAAUAGUAAAUGUGAAUUAGAGAAAACUGGCACACUUUUUUUUUUAUCCCAGAGUAAUGCAGAGCUUCUGAAGAAAAUACUAAGAGUGUAUCAAAAAACAAAUCGCACAUGAGAAUUGAAAAAAGAAGAAGUUUUAGGCACCUGAUGGACGUGUGUAAUUAUGUGGAGGUGAUGAAGUAACCACUUAUUUAUUAGCAAUACACAGUUCCUAACUGUGUUCCGAUUACAUGCUAAUAGGGGAAUAUCAACCACUUACGUAUUUGGAACUUAUUUGUGAAUAUCAUAGUUAACCGAUACCUGAGAUCUCUGUUUGUAGAUUAUUGUUUAAUUAUUUAAACCCUACUCUACCAAAUUUAAUUGUCAGAUUUCUUUCCCUUCGUUCUUCCCAACAAGAUUUGUUUUUUGGGUUUUUUUUCAAAGUAAAUCCAAAAUUAUACAUCGUUAAACACCAGAAAAUAUUUUAGCCCUCUCAAUGUAAUUAAAAUGUACUCCACUUAACAUACAUGCGGGCCAUACAGUUCUGGUGUUAUUGUGACUUAGGUGAGACUAAAGCAAGUGUAACUAACUAGUGACAUUCAGUGAUGGAGUGAGAAGGUAAAGUCAGUUGGGUGCAUGUACAAAGCAGACUAGAGACUGCCCGCUUUGGGUCUAGCAAAGAGUGUUCUCAGCCUCGACUCCAUGGGCGCGUGCACGUUCCUUCACUAACCCCUGGCCCCGAGGAAUACGUAAACAAAACUGAUUGACUAUUCAGUGCAUACUGGGUGCGUAUUUCGAAGACUGCACGCUCUAUAUGCGCUCGCGCCCCCCCCCCCCCCCCCCCGAAAAAAACCUGUAUCUUGUAUUGUGAAAGGGAUGACAGAGGUACGUACAUUUAAUAUAUAUCCUUUCUCUGUCGCAUGAAAUCAAAAUCUCAUGUUUUAAGGAUUGAUUCUAC
Molecule: messenger RNA, 3486 nt
Organism: Patiria miniata (bat star)
Lineage: Eukaryota; Metazoa; Echinodermata; Asteroidea; Valvatida; Asterinidae
Product: ubiquitin-conjugating enzyme E2 variant 2-like
Exons: 4
Coding region: 210-623 (137 amino acids)
Biological process (GO): DNA damage tolerance; protein K63-linked ubiquitination
Cellular component (GO): nucleus
Source: RefSeq, a predicted model, not a curated record